GCUUUACAGCCGCCAUUUUGACAUUUACGUUGUAUACAUAACUUGCGCUUGUGGCGUUUUUCUCAAAGUUUUAACCAGAUUUUCCGACUGAUUUGAUGCAAACGCGGUUUGAAUGCUAAUUGGACAUAUGGUUUGUUCGGUAGUCAUGGUUGAAGUGUAUCAUGUCUUUUAAUUAGACUUUUAUUUACGAUUGAAAUUAGCGUUGGUUAGAUGUGAUUUGAAUUGUACGUGGUUUUUUCACUGGGUUAUUUGGAAAAUGUCGGAGAUUGUCUACCCGCCAGGUUGUCGUCCGAUUACGGAUGAUUUGGGAUUGGACGAACUAAUUAGAAGGUUAAAAAGCCUUGCUCACACUUUGCAAGCGAUGGGACAAGAUGAGGGAGCUUAUCAACAAUAUAUACCGUUAGCUUUACAUCUCGCUGAAGAGCAAUUUCUUCAACACUCCUCGAGGGAUGUUCAAUUGCUUAUUGCUUGUUGUAUCGCGGACGUUUUGAGAGUGUACGCCCCAGAAGCGCCAUAUAAAGAUACAAAUCAAGUUAAAACAAUAUUUCUGUUUCUUAUAACACAGCUAUCCGGGUUAAAAGAUCCCAAAGAUGCUGUGUUUAAACGUUAUUUUUAUUUAUUAGAGAGUUUGGCAUAUGUUAAAUCGUUUAACAUGUGUUUUGAAUUAGAAGAUUGUCAAGAAAUUUUCUGUGCUUUAUUUCAAUUGAUGUUUAAAAUCGUGAAUGAUGAACAUUCGGGUCGCGUUAAGAGUUUUAUGCUUGACGUUUUGUGUCCCUUAAUAUCUGAAAGUGAUAUUGUCAGUAAUGAGCUUUUGGAUAUAAUUUUAAUGAAUAUCGUUGAUCCAAAUAAAACCCAACGCAAAAACGCUUACUUAUUAGCGAAAGAACUUGUUAUAAAAACAGCACCCAAUUUGGAAGCUCACAUACAAGCUUUCUUUAAUCAAGUAUUAAUAUUGUGCAAAGAGGACAAAAAUCUACAAAUGUACUCUAAAGUAUAUGAUUUGAUAUACGAAUUAAACCAUAUUUGUCCUCAAGUUCUAACUUCGGUUUUACCUCAGCUCGAAUGCAAAUUAAAAAGUCCAUUGCAAAACGAAAGAUUGGGGGCCGUGGCUUUAUUGGCGCGAAUGUUUAGCGAAAAAGAUUCGGAACUAGCAAAGAGACACUCUGGACUUUGGCGAGCUUUUCUUGGACGUUUUAACGAUAUUAACGAAGCGAUACGAACUAAAUGUGUUCAAUACUCUAUGCAUUUUUUAUUGAACCACCCCGAUUUAAGAAAAGAUAUUACAGAGACGCUAAAAAUGCGUCAACAUGACUCCGAGGAGAACGUUCGAUACGAAGUCGUUAUGGCUAUCGUUACAACCGCGCGACGCGAUUUUCAAGUUGUCUCAGAUUCCGAAGAUCUCUUAGAGUUUGUUAAGGAGCGUACUUUAGAUAAAAAGUUUAAAAUUCGUAAGGAAGCCAUGUCUGGAUUAGCGAUGAUUUAUAAAAAACAUUUAAGCGAUCCCGACGUUCCAAAUGCGACGAAAAAAGCUGUUACAUGGAUAAAAGACAAAAUACUUAACGGUUAUUACAUGGCCGGAAUGGAAGAUAAAUUAUUAGUUGAAAGAUUAUUAAAUACUUGUUUAGUACCUUAUCAACUGCCAUCCGGAGAAAGAAUGCGAAAGUUAUAUCAUCUUUUGGGCACUGUGGACGAUCACGCCACAAAAGCUUUCAUCGAACUCCAAAAAAAUCAAUUAUGCGUCAGAAAAUUAGUUUUUGAGUGGUUGGAAUUGCAUCGUCGCGAAUCAACUCCUGCAGUUCAAAAAGAACUUUCGGUUAAAGUCCAAGCUCUAUCGCGUUGUCUCCCGGAACCAGUAAAAGCCCAUGAAUUCCUCUCAAAAUUCAGUAGUCACAUGAAGAAAGAUUCUGCUCUUUUGGAUUCAAUGGAAACCGUUUCAAGACCGUCCGUUAGUUGUCACGAAUGUUCUUAUGCUAUCGCGGCGGUUUUAAAAAAACUCGGACAACCAGUUAUGACCAAUUUAUAUUACAAUACGGUCAAAAUGCUUCUGGAGCGCGUCAGCUCGGUUAUGAUUGAUCACGAAACUAUUCGAAUCCUGAUUGGAUAUGUGGAGGAUUGCUUGCGCGGCGGCAACACUAUUGAGGAGGUUGGCUUACAUCCUGCCACAGCUGGAGAUCGUGGGCUCAAACUCCUAGUAAUGCUGAGUUGCGUUUUUGCACCACACUUUCAUCAUCAGGAUGUGUUAGAACAACUUAUGGAAUUAUUACAAUUGGAAGAUUGUUCUGUUGCGCCAUUAGUUCUUUCCGUUUUUACAUUUCUUGGAAGAUAUAAGUGUUUAUAUGAACAAUUUCCAGAUUUAAUGGAUCAGUUGGCACCAAUUUGUAAAAAUUUCGCUGAAUCAGGCACUCCAAAACAGGCAAAAGGGGCGAUACGUUGCAUAUUUGUAAACAUGCCCGAACUACACGAUUCUCUUUUCCCAGCGAUUCUUGAAACAGCUAAAACUAACCUCUGUCCUGAUAAACCUAAUUAUCGUACCGCUAUAGUCACCUUAGGCCACAUAGCUUUCAAUGUUCCCGAAAAAUGCAAAGUGCAAAUCAAAAACAUCGUCUCAAGAAAGAUUGUUAAAGAGUUACUGGUAAAAGAAGCACGUCAAACGGAAAACAAUAAUCACGAUUCCGAGCAAUGGUGUCCUGAAGAGGAGCUCCCGGAAGAAACUCGUUGUAAGAUUGAAGGAUUGAAAGCGAUGGCGAGAUGGUUGUUGGGUUUGAAACAAGAUACGGCGUCCGCACAGAAAACUUUUCGGAUGUUGAACGCGUUUAUUGCGCAUAAAGGUGAUUUGUUGCAAAGCGGAAGAUUAUCUCAAGCUGAAAUGUCUUGGUUAAGAUUAUCUGCUGGUUGUGCUAUGUUAAAAGUUUGCGAACAGAAGGGUGUUGGUGAUCAAUACACAGUCGAACAAUUCUAUAACCUCUCUCAAUUAAUGUGUGAUGAAGUAAAACAAGUUCGAGAAAUUUUUUCAUCAAAACUUCAUAAAGGUUUAGGACGAGGUUUACCAAAUAAAUGUCUCCCAUUAGAUUUUAUGGGUUAUUACGCUCUAGCAGGAAAAGAACCAGAUAGCCGGCUACGUACCCAAAUUAAAAAUAACAUGAUUACGGAUAUAAAUAAACGAAGAGAUUACGUGAAAACGUUAACGAUGGGUGGAGGACAAGUAGAUAAAGCUAUGAGUCAACUUCCCCAUAUAUUACCUGAUUAUAUGUUAGCUUUUGCCAUACCAGUUUUGGGCCACGAUCCGGGACUUUCCCGUUGGGAUGACGUUGCGGAUUUAACUCGCGCCAAACAAUGUCUUUGGUUCAUUUUGGAACCUCUCGUCACCAAAACAGAAUAUUUUAGCUAUGGAUUUUAUAAAAACUUAAUCGAACGGAUGAAAAAUCACAAGGAUGCUUUGAGACCUGACGAUGAUAGUAUUAAUUAUAAAUUAUGGGCACUCUGUGAUUUGUCUUCCGGUUUACUUUUAACGAAAACCGUUAAUUACGACAUGAAAAAUUUCCCGACGGACACAAGAGUUCCAACAAUGUACUGGGUUCCUCAAGUCGAUCUGAGCAAUUCUCGAGUGUUUCUGCCACCUGAAUUGCAGUACCAACCAAAUAAGAAAGGAAUUACGCUGUCGAUGGUGAACGCGGAUCGUUUGAAAAAGGUGAAAAGCAAAAUGCGUUCGGAAGGCUGCGGCCCGCUUGGAACCGAUGUAAAACCUGCUACUAAGGGAAUUGAUGCCCAGCCGUUUGAAGCAUCAGAAACGAAAAUUCACCUUCCUGGUUUAGAAGAAGAAAUUGACGAACCUUCACCGAAAAGAUUACGAAUGCGAAUCGACAUAGAUAAGUGACCAAAUGUAUAUACAUCGUGAAUUUUUCCUACAUUUUCAGAAAGAAGAAAAGAAUCCUGCUGAAGUGGUCAAAGUUUUUUUUUUUAAUCUUAAGCGGAUGAAUAUUGAUGAUAAGUUUUUACUUUAAGUACCUCUUUUACAUUGUUGAUGUUAAAAAAUUAUACAAAAUGAUGUCUUUUUCUUUUUGAAUAGGUAUUUUUUAUGAUGUAAAAAUUCAUAUUGCGUAAAGAUUGAUAUAAUUUCUACGUUUUUAUUUAUUUUUUUGUUCAGUCGCCGUUCUUCUCUUCCUCGUCCUAUUUCCUUGUCUCCGGUCCUUAUUCGGAAAACCUUGUAAAUAAUUAAUAACAAGAUUGCCUAUAAAGUACACGUAGGUUUAUAUUGUUAAUGGUUAAAGCGGACGGUAAAAUUGAAUUUUUAAAGAAUACGAGAAAAUAAUAACGAAUGGUGUCUAAAAUAUUUUUUUUGAGAUAAAAUAAAAACCGAGUACUGGUCGAGAUAUCAUUGUUACAAUGAGAAUAGGAGCUAGUUAUUAACUACACACCACCACACACAACAUUCUGGUAAAAAUUACUUUAAUCUUUUAUAACAUUUAUUACUACUUUUAGAGAAAUAAAGAUAUUUUACAAAUUUA
Molecule: messenger RNA, 4505 nt
Organism: Onthophagus taurus
Lineage: Eukaryota; Metazoa; Arthropoda; Insecta; Coleoptera; Scarabaeidae
Gene: pds5
Product: cohesin associated factor B pds5
Biological process (GO): mitotic sister chromatid cohesion; DNA repair
Cellular component (GO): chromatin; nucleus
Source: RefSeq, a predicted model, not a curated record